Molecule: messenger RNA, 1371 nt
Organism: Thyridium curvatum
Lineage: Eukaryota; Fungi; Ascomycota; Sordariomycetes; Thyridiales; Thyridiaceae
Exons: 1
Coding region: 1-1371 (456 amino acids)
Biological process (GO): transmembrane transport
Cellular component (GO): fungal-type vacuole membrane
Molecular function (GO): transmembrane transporter activity
Source: RefSeq, a predicted model, not a curated record
AUGACGGGCUCUACAAGCGGUACGGAUGUGGAUGAGGCUAUCCGCAAAGAAGAGCAUCAGGGCCAAGACCCCGAGCUCGCCAACACCGGCGAGAUCAAGCGCGAACCGACACUCGAAGAUGCACCCGACGGGGGCAUCAAGGCGUGGUGUGUGGUGGCUGGCACCUCGUUCAUCUUCUUCAGUGUCCUCGGCUUCUCCAAUUCGUUUGGUGUUUUUUUGGAGUACUACCUCAAGCACCAGCUUGCCCACAAGUCGCCCGACGACAUCGCCUGGAUUGGCUCGCUAGGUGUCUUUCUCCAGCUGUUCCUGGGUGUCAUUUCAGGACCCUUGUUUGAUCGCUUUGGCUCGAUUGUAAGUCGACUUGCUUUUGCACAAGCCUUGUUCAGCGCCUUACCUUGGGUUUCCUUGCAGAUCAUUCGCGCCGCCAUUGUUCUCUAUCUAUUCGCCCUCAUGAUGAUCAGUCUCUGCGAGACAUACUGGCAGUUCAUGCUCGCCCAGGGCGUGCUUCUCGGCAUAUGUCAAGGGUUCCUGACCAUCCCCGGCCUCGCAGCCGCCUCGCAAUACUUUGACAAGAAACGAGCAGCGGCGCUGGGCCUUGCGGUAGCUGGCUCCUCUAUCGGCGGCGUAAUCUUUCCACUCGCGCUGUCCCGGAUGCUCAACAGCUCGUCACUGGGCUUCGGAUGGUCCGUCCGUGUAGUGGGCUUCAUCAACAUGCCCUUGCUCCUCUUCUCCGCCCUCGCCGUCACCCCGCGGGUGCCGCCCCGCAAGUCCACCUUCUUCAUACUCUCCGCGUUCAAGGAUCCGACGUACGUGCUUCUUAUCGCCGGUCUGUUCCUGGGCUUCUUUGGCAUGUUCAUGCCUCUCUUCUACAUGCCCACCUACGCCGUGUCCAAAGGCAUGAACCCUACGCUGGCGUCGUACCUCUUGGCUAUCCUCAACGCCGCCUCGACGUUUGGGCGUGUCAUCCCUGGCGUGCUGGCCGACAAGCUCGGCAAGCUAAACAUGUUUGCGGCGGCGGCUACCUGUACGGGAAUCAUCGCCUUCUGCUUCACAAAGGUGGACACCAACGCCGGAUUGAUCGUCUACUCCGUCAUCAUCGGCUUCACGUCUGGGGGCAUCGUCUCCGGGGCAGCGGCCGCGUUCACUCUGUGUCUGCAGGACCCGCGCCAGCUGGGCACGUACAUGGGCAUGGCGAUGUCUUUAGCGUCGUUCGCUGCGUUGAUCGGCGGCCCCGUCAAUGGUGCUUUCCUCAAGGGUUAUGGCGGCUUCUGGGAGAUGUCGAUUUUCACCGCCAUCAUGUCCAUUGCGGGUGGCUUGGUUACACUCUGUGGAAAGUUCUUCAGGCCUGAGGGAAUCCUGGGCAAAGUUUAA